Molecule: messenger RNA, 851 nt
Organism: Panicum virgatum (switchgrass)
Lineage: Eukaryota; Viridiplantae; Streptophyta; Magnoliopsida; Poales; Poaceae
Product: cysteine proteinase inhibitor 8-like
Exons: 1
Coding region: 66-560 (164 amino acids)
Molecular function (GO): cysteine-type endopeptidase inhibitor activity
Source: RefSeq, a predicted model, not a curated record
GAUGGGCCAGCAACACAAACAGCUACCCAGAUAGAGAGCAACUAGCUAGCACAUCCAUCCAGCCAAUGGCAUCCCUCACAGCGAACGCAUUGUGCGUCGUCCCCACCAUGGCGGCGGCAGCUGCACCGCGCCGCCACCGCAGCCUCGUCGUGGCCAGAGCUUCUGCUGCCAAGGUUGAUGACGCCGCCGGUGGGCGGCGCCAAGCCAUGGUGUUGCUCGCCGCCGUGGCGGCCACCACUGCCUCGACAGCAGCCGCCGGCCGGUCCGCGAGAGCCGCUGUGUCCACGAAGACCGGGCAGUGGGCGGAAAUAGAGAACGUGACGGACCCUUACGUGCAGGAUCUCGGCAAAUGGGCUGUUACGGAGCACAACAAGCAGUCUGGGGAGGGUUUGGAGUUUGGUAAGGUCGUCAGAGGCAGGCAGCAAGUCGUCGCGGGCAUGAACUACAGUCUCGAGAUCGAAACGAAGGGACCGGCCUCCCGUUUCUACGAGGCGGGUCUGUUUGUUUCCCUGCCGCCGGAGAAGCGUCAGCUCAAGUCCUUCACGCCCUUGCUUGGGUGAUGGGAACAGGUUGCUGCAAGCUGAGGACGGCCAUUGCAUGCUCUGAGUCUCUCUGAUGUGUGUGUUUGGGACUUGCUACUGCUCCCCAAUGUGCGAGUCGUAUGUGGUGUUCUCCUAAUAAUUUGGUUUUGCAGAAUGAAGGGAACAAAUUACAGGUGGUUCGUGUUUUUCUUUUUCAAAUAACUGUCUAUGUUUUCGUGCAUGCAUGCAAGCACAUGGCGCCGAGAAAGGUUUCAUGAAAAUAAGGUCAAGUACCAAUAAUUGAACAUGCCAAGUACAGAUUUCGAAUUA